CAAGGUGUUCCGUAUAUCACAGUCCCACAGGUGGCUUUAUUUCCAAGCACCGGGCUGUGCUGCUGCUGCCUCCUGCUCCCCCUGGCUCCCAAGGCUGCUUCUGGAUUUAGCUGCUGCAUCGGGAGUAAGCGUCCGCCUGCAAGUAAGCUCCAUUUCUUUCUUGAAGUCGCUGUUUUCAAAAGAGCUGUCAGCUGCCAAGGUGCUUUAGUUGUGAUGAUUUAUCAGGCACUCAGCUGAUGUACUGCCUGCCACUUUUGUUGUGCAUCACCUCCUUUCUUAAUGAUAAACAAUUGAUUGGUUUAAUGAAUUAAUAGAGGAGGCAUGCGUGAACCUCAACAAAUGCUUUUUAAUAAAUUAACUAUCUAGGCCUGUCUCAUUAAAUCAGAAGAGAACGUUUGCAGUGUGACAGCUAAUUAAUUGCUUCUUCCAAUCAGUCACCAGCUGGGAUAAAGCCAACAUUGUAAAGUUCCCCUUUUGUUUAAACAAGUGAAUGCCUCUUCCCCUUUCUGUUUCCCAAAAGUGGAUUUAAGUGGAUACCCAUGUGUGUAUCUAAGCAGCACCAGCUAACAGUGAAAUGUCAUUCGACGUGACCCAAACCAACAUCCUGUUUGCAUAACGUAUUUGAAAAGAGAUUACCUUUGUUAGUGAUGUUAAGAAUUAACAUUAUUUUCUGGAGCGUACAUAGAUCUGUAUAGGAGCAACUGCAUAUAAGCUGCAUAUGGGUAAAACAGGAUUUUUCCUUCCUAAACGGCUUAUGCUACCCUGUCACAGCACACAGCCAAGCUAUUGGAUGUCAGGCUGGCAGCUCUGCCCCACACCCAGGAGCCCAGGCCCAGUGCUCAGUGGGAGCUCAAGCUGACCUUCCUCUCACGGAACUGAUUUCCCAGCUUGGAUAAAUAAUUUUCCUCACAGGGAACUACAAAAUCAAGCAUGUGACUCAUUCAGAUCUUUUCUAAAACCAAUGGCUUUGGAUCUGUUUCAGACUGUACUUUGCUCUCUCUAGUUCAUCCAUCAUCCUGGGUAUCAUUCUACCUUGUGCAAAUCUACUUUCCAUCUUGGAAAAAUCAUCAUGAAAAUUCACAAGCCAGGCACUGAAUCUACUAAUCUGUCAUUAAUGUUUGCAUAGCGAUGAUGAAAACAAUAGCAACUUCAUCUUCUCUCUGGGUCAAGUCUUACCCAGAUGGAGAAAUAAUUAUAGUCUUCAAAGGUAAUCUAUUCUUUUCUGUAAGCCAUUACUAUUUUCAACUUUUUUUUUUUUUCUACUAAAAGCACUAGCCUAAAAAAAAUGCAACCAAUAAAUGGUUUUUACUGUGAAGAGGAUGUGUCAAUCUUAUCGUCCUCUCAUCUUUUUCAUUUGUGUUUCUAGCAAGCUUGUGAAACUGUCAGAAAUUAUUUUCUGCUGAUAAGCAAAAGAAAUAUACAGUAAAAUUCUAUCUUUGAUGAAUUUUAGGGGAAAAUUGUUUUGAGAAGGACGGGGAUUUCAUUCCAGAUAUUCUUGUCUCUAUGUGAAAUCUUAUUUAUGGGCAGACCGGUGUCAAGAGUGGGGGAGAUGCUUUUCCAGGUUAGCUUAGCAAUCAUUCUUAAGGCACAUUUCUCCAAUUACCUGCAGAGAUAUUUUAUUCACUUUUCCAAAAUUGAGUUGGCUCUGGGGGUUUUCUUUCUGCUUGUUGGGUUGGUACCAGGAUGUGUGUAUUCACAGCCAGGUGAUCAUUGUGCCAUUUGGGGAUGACUGUCACAGGAAAAUAGAGUGUGCUGGCUGCCAAGGGAAUGGUUGGGAACGUUAUUGUCACUGCACGUGUCCUGGAUACUUCUUUCUUUCCUGUAUUUCCAAUUUAGCACAGCUAAACUGGAAUCACCUACUGCACAGAUGGAGGUACUUUUCUAGCACUGUCCUGUCAUUACUGAAGUGAGUUAUCAGUGAUUUGUAGUUCUCCCUACCUUCUUCCCUGUUCCAUGAGCUCCUAUCCAGCUCUUCUGCGUGUGCCUGUCCUGCCACCCCUUGGUGAUAAAUGAGUGUUGAAAUUCUGCUGAAGUUUACCAAAAAAAAAAAAAUCCCACUGAGCCUCAGAAGUGUUUUUUUCUAUUGUGGCAAACAGUAAUUUCCAUUUGCAUAGAUAGUAACAUGAAGUCUCAAAUUUCUCAAAUUUAAAAGUCUCAAACCAUUUUUCAGAGACAGUUGUGCCAACAUGCUUGCACCAUUGUACAGAGUUGAGAAAGAUUUGGAAGACUUCAAAGAAAUAAUGAAGUGGAUUUUAAAAGCACAGUGCCUUAUGUCCUAGUUUCCUCUUUGGGAAAGACAGGAAUUGUUCCAUGGACUAACUGAUGUGAAGACAAAAAUGGGCCUGAUUUGAACUCUUACCUUUCAGAGUUCAGAAACAACUGCUCAUUCUACCCGACACUGUGAAUUUCAGAAUUCUAUGUAUAGCAAGCCAACAUCAUCUCAUUCCAAUAAUACAAAAACAAUUGCAGAAAAAUUGGAGUAAGCGUUUUGUGCUCAUUUUUGUUUGGAUUAUAUUGUGCAGCAACUCAGAUAGGAAUAAAAGCCACUGUUUUGACAUUGUAAUGGUUUGUAAAUAUAUGUGACAUUAGGGACCACUCUGCCAGAGGAAUAAAAGAGUCCUACAGGGAGCAUCACUAGUUCUGAAAGGCAGAAGCAGCUUAGGUCUGAAGAAAAGGAGUAAAUUGUCUUGAGCAGUUGAGCAGUUGCCUUGAGCCUCGGUGCUCAAAACAUGAACAUUUUAAAAUCCACUUCAUUAUUUCCUUCAAGCCUUCCAAACCAUCACCUUUCCUACCGCUUGUGGGAAGCUGUGGGGGUUUGGGCAUUGUGAGUCUUGGCCGUGAAGAACAGCAAAUUGCAUGUUUGUGUACUUAUGUGUAUGUGACAUAGGCAGAGUGGGAUGGACCACAAUUCUCUUCUCCGUGCCAACUUUCAUUUCUACCAUAGAUCAUGUUUUCACCAACCUCUACUAUUUCAUUGAAAUAUCACCAAGAUAUGCAAGAAUCCCCUUCCCUGAAGCACGGAACAUCUGUAAUAGUUCCCUAAUUUUCCACAUAAAUUCUUAGUUUUCCUCAGGCUUUGUUAAUCUCCUCAUGCUUUAGCCUGGCUGACAUUUAUGGCAGUGUGUUAUAGACACAGUGAACAUCUUUAUGGCCAGAAUGAUAUUUUCUCAUACAUGGGGACUUUUUUACCACAAUCUCAUAUAGUCAUAAAGUUAAACUCAUCCACGUGUUUCUAAUUAUUUAACGAUUUGUUUAAUAGUUUAUUUGUCACUCUUAUUUUUGUAUGUAUAGGUUGCAUUUUCAAAUCCCUAGGAAUAUGUCUUUCCAAUCAUUUUGACUGCAAGUCUACCUAUGGUGUUUUCAUUCCUGCAUUCCUGCUAAAUGUCUUACUUCAUCUUACUAGUUUUCAAAAGAUCAUUAACUUCAACUGAAGUUUAUGUGGUGGCCGUUGGUGCAUCACAGAUCUAUGCAAUCACACCAAGAAAUUAAUGCUGCUCUACUUAAAAGUAGCACUCUUAAUAUUUUCAUCAACUAAUGUAUUGCUGUCUCAAGGUGAUGCUGGAUUCAGUAACACCCAGCACGUUUCUGUCAAACAUGAUGGUUUGUGAUCCCCUGAUGUCUUGGACAGAGAUAUUUGGGACAACUGAAGAUGACUAUUCCACCUGUGACCAUCAGACAGAUUCUGAUUCUUUCUGGACAUCCAUCAACCCGGAGCACUGGAGUAAGCACAACGUCUGCGAAUGGCUGCAGUUUUGCUGUGACCAGUACAAGCUAGAUGCCAACUGCAUUUCCUUUUCCCAUUUUAAUAUCAGUGGCUUACAGCUCUGCAACAUGACCCAGGAAGAGUUCCUGGAUGCUGCAGGCAUUUGUGGUGAAUACUUGUAUUUCAUCUUACAGAACAUCAGGAUGCACGGCACAUCCUUUUUUACUGACUUAGAAGAAACAAAGUUAUCCAGCAAGGACUGUGACCUUUUGACCAAGUUGCCACCAGACUCAGGAGUUCCUUCUUCACUUCUCACGUUAUUCUGCAGUUCAGUCCCAGUGCAUGAUAAAGCAUGCAUAAAGACAGGUGGCAUCAGCAGCCAAGAAUGUCACAGUCAUGGUAGAACAAACCUUCAGAGUUCACAUCUGUGGGAAUUUGUAAGAGACCUCCUCCUUUCUCCUGAAGAAAACAGUGGCAUUCUGGAAUGGGAGGACAGGGGAAAAGGCAUUUUUCGAGUUGUCAAAUCAGAAGCUCUGGCAAAGAUGUGGGGACAAAGGAAGAAAAAUGACAGAAUGACAUAUGAAAAACUGAGCAGAGCACUUCGAUACUAUUAUAAAACAGGCAUUUUGGAACGAGUAGACAGAAGGCUGGUGUACAAGUUUGGGAAGAAUGCCCACGGAUGGCAGGAGAACAAGAUAUGAACUGCUCAGUGCUCCCACAAAUGCCUGGCACAAAACACGCCACAAUCUGGAUGGUCCAGCUGCAGUGGACACUUGAGAGAGAGGCUUUCCCCUCCCUUUCUCCCCUCAGCCCAUCUGGACGAAUUCAUUGGAGUCUGCUACAGGAAACAGGCUACAGCAUCAAAAAAAGCACUUGAAUUUUGGAGUCGUUUCUGCCAAGCACUGUCUGCUAGGAAGUCUUUAGGAAUAUCUUUAUCUGCUGCUCAAGUGACAAUUAAAUCCUGCCUGUCUCCCUGCCUCAGCCAAUAAUGUCAAUGACCAGUACGAAAUUCCUCUCUGUUCUGCUGCCAUUUAAAGGGGAAUAUUUAGAGACAUUUCCCAGUUAUGUUACAGUAUUUCUAAAGAAAGUAGAAAAGCUUCUUUUCCAUUUGAUGAGAAAAACCACACUUCUGAUCCAUUCCACUCUAAAUCACUGCAUUUCUCAGAUAUGCCAGAAAUCCAUGUGUUGUCUGAAACGUGCAGUCCAGUCUCCUCUAUGUGCCUGGAUUUAAUAUAUCCAGUCAACAUAGUUAACAAAAAAAAAAUCAAUCUCAAUUCUGAAAUACAUGUAUCAAGUAAUUACUACCUUUAUCUGCUAAUUCCAUCUGUGAAAAGAUGUAGAGCAACACACACUUGAUGUAUUUGAUUUUUUUAUUUUUUUUUUCCAUGAAGAUGAAUUCAAGUUACUUCUGCAUUAGGAAGAAGCAGUUCUGGAUAGGGUACAAGAAUUUGCUGAAGUAGAUUAGUUUUGAAAUGUAAAUGAAUAUUUGUGGAGAUGUUUCUAAAGAGCUUUUGCCCACAUCUAUGCAGACAUCAGUUGAACACUUCAGAGCAGCUUACAGCAGUGUUGUACAUAUACCAGUAAAAUUAACGUGUGGUGUGUGCCCUCAGCUGCUCCAUAGAUCAACCCUACAAUAAGCAAAUUUGUUAGAAUGAAAGGCGGUAUGUGAGAAUUCAGUUGCGGCUUUUGGAAGCAUCAUGACUAUUCUGUAGUUUUACAAGGUUUGCUUCUUCAACGUAAUAAAUUUAAGCUACAGCUGUAAAUGUAUCAACUACUUUAGCCUUACCGCAAGUGGCAUUCAGGGAAGUUCAAUGGGCCUCUAAACUUGCUUUCCAAUGGACAACUCUGCACACAUUACUCUACAUAAUCCCAGGUCACUGAGGACUUCCUUAACCCUAAAGCCUUUUUCUUGCAACUCAGAAAACCGUGGUAUUAUUUGCAAUAGGAAUUAGCUUUCAUGGCAAGUGUCUGUUGUAAGAAUUGGGAUUAUCAGGUGAAGAACAGCUGCAGCAACCCCCAUUCCAGGCACUGCACUACAUGGGAUUACAUGGGCAGCAGCUGGAAUGGAGGAUGGUGGUUACUGACUUCAGAACCUAGAUCAGGCCCCAGCACUACCAACAGCCUGCAAAAUUCACAUUAGAGAUGACUACCAAUGAGGUUUCUUCCAGAAAUUACGCGUAUUUGUUUGGAAAGGCUCCUCUUUCUCCUAUUUUUCAGCCACGUGUUUGUUUUUAUCUGCAUAACAGCUACAGAUAAUCUUUCUGGGAAAUAAAUUCCUUAGGGAUAUAAACACAGCAUAAAGGGCAUGCUGUGAAAAAAUGCUCAACGUUUAUUGCAGCUGCCUGUUUCAUAAUAUGGGAAAACAGCUUGGCUGAAGGAAAAACAAGGCACUAAACUUGACAUAGAAACACUUCUUAGACUAUGACAAGAUGUAGAACUGAGGGAUGCAGAUUUUCAAAUGUGUCUGACACCUGUGUAAUUUAGGUAGUAAAAUAUAGUACAAAUGUUCUGUUUAGGCUUCUAAAUAGAUAGAUAGAUAGAUAAAUAAAUAAAUAAAUAAACAAAUAAAUCAAGCUUUCAAACUCUUUAAAACUAGCAGGAAUUGCCAACAUUCCACCACACUACCUGCAAAACACAGCCAGGUGGCCCUCUUGUGCCACGUCCAAAAGAGAUCAACAAGCCUUUAGGCCCCAAUCCAAUUAUGAAUCAUAGAAUUGCUGAGGUUGGAAAAAGACUUUAAAGAUCAACGAGUCCAACCAUGACCACCCAUACUACCCUAACUGUAACAACCCUCUGCUAAAUCAUGUCCCUUAACACCACAUCCAAAUGGUUUUUAAACACAUCCAGGGAUGAAGAUUUACUGUAGAGAUGUUCUUAAAAUGUGAACUGUAAAAUAGAUUUUCCUCUUAGGUUUGUAGAGUUUCCUGCCCACUGCAACUUGUUAACAACAUGAACGAAGAUGUAUGCCUUUCUUCCUCUCGUGUUGCCAUAACUCCUUUCAAGAGUUCCCAGAACCACUCCAUGGAGGCCGGAUCUUGUAGCCUGGGCCUGUCCCACAACUUCCAGAUGUGGACCAGGGCAGCACCAGGCAUCUCUCUGGCACCAGGCCCAGGGAGAUCCAGCCCUGAUGGCUGUGGAGACAAGGACAGCUGGGACUGGGCAGUCACUGGGGCCUUGGUGAGGAUCACCACGAGGAGAGGUCAGGCAGGGUCAGUCAGCUCAAAAAUGUAUAACUUAAUCUAGCUCUGCCAUAAGAAUGGAAAUUCAGAAGACGGGAUAAUGCUAAUCCCAAAGUCUAAUCCAUCAACACAACUUCCCCCUUGUGCAGCCAAUCUAAGCAGCGCAGAUACAGCAAAGAACAAGAUGCUAUUUCAGAUAUUGUUAAGUCAGAGCACACGGCGCAGAACUCUUUGGAAGGGAGUGGCCUGUUUAAGCAUAGCUUAGAAACAACCUGAUAAAAAUCUGAAAGUUUUUAAAAGGGUCAACUACUGUAAAUUGUUAGUGUUGUAACUCUAAUGGAGCUGUGAUGAUCCAACAGAGUCUGCAGGCAACUUCAGCCAGGAAAAAAGGUUGCCCAGCUGUUCCUUCACGCUCAUGAAUGCAGUAUAGAAACAACAGGCAAUUUAAUACGCUUCUCCCAAGGCAGAUAACACAUCUAUUUCUAAAAACUAAAGCAGAGCAGAAAAACAUACAACAUUAUUUUUCAUACAUUGCCUUCCUGUACCACUGAAGGCAUCAACGGGCAACAGAAUCAAGAUCCUAAAUGGCUACACGUGGAAACUGUUCACCUAUCGACAUUUACAAUGCCAAUGCAAAUGUCCUUUUUUCAAAUCUCCAAAGAUAUUGAGGAAGCCAUUUUAUUCAGAAAGAAUUAAAUCUAGCAUCAUUACUAAGGCUCUCAGCCAGAAAAUGCACCGCCUUCUACAUCCUAAUGCCUACCUAGUAUCAUUCUAAGCUGUGAAAAGGGAGCUUCCUCUAAGGCAGGCACAAGUAUUACACAGGAUCAUUGUAUCUUCAGAAAGCAUGUAAUUCUGCACACCACCUUUGUCACAAGGGGUUACCUUGCAAAACAUCAUUUAAGAUGAAUCACAGCUUCUUGCUGUGUAAAUCCUUGUAAAUCCUGACUAUCUGCAUGAAAUGACAGAAUUUGUCAUUCUCCAGCAACAUCUGGGUUAAACCUGUAUUCUACCUGGUUUGGAGCAAAAGUCAAACCCAGACGUCAGCCCUUCCACAUGCCAGAAUAGCAUCUUAGCCUAUUUCAACAGUAAAUGAUACAUGUUUUACUAAUUGCAGGCAAGGAUUUCAGGCCGAUUAUGCCUCCAGACAUCACAUAAAUUAACAAAAUCAGUUCCUCUAUUUAGGCAUGAUGAUUCCCACCUCUACCUGCUUCUAGCACAGAAGAAAUGCAGAGGCCAAGGACUUUGUUAUGGAACCAUGGCAGUCACCAGUACAACUUGGAAGAGCCUUAGCUCUCACACUCUGUUCCUUAAAAUCCUGCCAAAUCUUAACAAAAUAGAAGCCUGAUUGUAAGUCAGCUAGUUUCUGUCACAAACUGAACUAUAUGCAUUGCAUAUUACUGCUUCAAGCUUGGGAAAAUACUGUAUUUCUAAGCAGCAGUUUCUUUGAAGGUUCACUUUACAAGUUCAGAAGAUGGCAAGUUUGAGCAGUCUGAUCUUGAAGAAUGUGCUUUGAAAGUUUUAACCUUGUCCUGGAGGCACAAAGUGCAAGAAGAAUAUGCUUUAGUUUUUAUUGUAAAAUCCAGUUAAAUCAUCUUCAAACUGAGCUACAGAAGAAGUAGGAAUGAUUGUGUGGAACAUUUCUUACCACAUUUUCCCCAAUACGCAAGUUCUCAUUAAACAAGAAAGGAAAUCAAACGUCUAAUUAAACUAUUAUUCAUAAUUAUUAUUUAUUUCUUUUGCUCUACUAUUAGUAAGCAAGGACAUAACCUAAUUAUAUUACCAUCUGUGCUGUCACUUCUCAGAAUCAAUAUUUUUAAGCAAGAUUUAAUUCAGACUGAAUGUUGAAGUUGGAGUGACAUUCUCGUACUGAUAAUUUUCCAAAUACUUACUUCUUAUUAUUUAAACAAAACAUUAAAGUCAUUAAAGGGGAAAGCCUCAGAACAAAGUUGGCUGUUUAUCCAGUGAAAAUCCUGUAAGGGAGGAUUUUCAUUCACCCUAAGGAGGCUUCUUCAGCACUAUUUAUUCCAAAGAGCUUGCAUACAGGUUCUGCUGCCAGGCAAAUAUUAGAAGAAUUGUCAUCUGAAAUGCUAAGUCAAAGCAGCAUGGGAACAGGAAGAAAUUUCCUUUAUCAGCUCCAAACACAUUCUUGGUUGUUCUGUCCCAAGCCUCCUAUAUGGUUGGUCAAAAAAGGAAAGUAGUGAUGAACUUCAUGCAGGCCCAGCUGACCAGAAUUUCAGACCAAGAACAAAUUUUAGACUUGGCUUUACGUCUUUGAGAGCCAUGUGUUGAUUUUAGCAAAUCAAGAUGACAUUCGCAUGGAAAAGAGAAGGAAGAUGAUGUACUUUAUUUUUUCUCAGCAGUGUGCUCACUACCAAUCAUAGCUGCUGCUCUCAUUGCCCAGGUGGGCUUUUUGGCUUCACCCAACCGAUUAUUCUCCCAUCCAUAGGAAAGCAGGAACACAGAAGAGCAGCAGUACAGGACACUGCCAACGUUUUACCUUCAAACAUGCAGCACCUACACAUUCCGUUAGUGAUCUCCAGGACAUUCAUUGCAUUUCAGACCUACAAUAAAGCUAUUUCUAUUGACAUCCAUUGGGAGGGGGGUGGUGAGGAAGGCACCAAGUGUUUCUCUAUCACAUUCUGCAGCAAAAAGUGCAGCUCCUGGACGAGACGUACGAGUAAGGCAAUGUUUGAUAGGCAGCACAGCAUCAGAAAUUAAUUCUUUUCUACGCAAAACUGAAACGAAGUAGAAUAAUCAUUUUUUGAAUUGCGUGGUACUGAGCAUUCCUUAUGUUAAAAGGUUGCAGACAUCUAUUUUAAAUUUAAUUUACUCUUGUAUUCCAGAACAAUCACUUGUUCCUAGGAGUGCAAUUUUGUAUUUCAAAUUCUUAACAGCUCUUUGAGACAACUGAUUUGCAAUGCCAGAAUUCUCCAUCAGAGGCCACAGUUGAGCUAAAACAGCAUUUGCUGCGGUCUCAGCCAGAGCUCCAGCACCCUGAUCACUUGCAACACUUUCACACACGCUCCUACCAUUUUGCUAUGUGCAGUAAAUUGUAAUAAAUGAAAACCGGGCAACCAGGUCUGCAUUCAUAAUGAUUUAUAUCUUGCCGUCGCUUACUGUAACGAUAUCACUGAUGGAAAAUGGUACUUUUAAGGCUAAGGAGUUUCUCAGCAUUUUGCAUGUUCAAAAAUCCUAGGACUAUCAGAAAGAGUGUAUGUUGCUGUUUACCUUUUCAUUUUAAUCACCUGAACAAAAAAGUCCCUCCAUUGUUAACAUUUAAUAAUCUUUGAUUCUUGAACAGCUCUGGAAAUAAACUGAGAGUUUGGACUGCAAAUAAAAUCAGAUGAGAGAAGUAGAACAAGAAGGCAAGUAAAAGUGUAAAGUUACACAGUUGUUUAUACAAGUUCUGUUUGCUCUCAGGAAUGACCAUCAUUGAACUCGUGAUGACACAGAGCUUCUCUUGGUCCUGAACAUAUCCUAGUUAGUUUUUAAAUUGGCUACAAACAAGGUUGAGUGCCAGAAUUUGGUCUUACGCACUGACACGGAGAAUAAGGGAAUGCAGGAUGCAGACUCAAGGUUUUAAGUGAACUAUAGAGUUGUCUCAGCAUCAAGGUGAAGGCAGCUUAAAGAGCUCAAGGUGAACUUUAACUAGCUCAGAGGACUUGGACUUUGGUUCUGCCAGUCAGAAAGCAAAGCAGAGAAAGGGGCUAAUUUAGAUACUGUGAGUCUCUGUUGAGAGAAGCCAGUGUAUUUUCAUGAAUUAGUAACUGUUCAUCCAUUGUGACUUCAUCCUCAGACCCUGAAAUGAAAGUGCAACUUCUGAAAAAGUGAAUUUGAGAGGAAAAAAAAAAAAGUCAUCUGAAUAUCAGCAGUUAAGACUGCUUGCUUAUAACAGUGACGGAGAAGAGGUUAAUACAUGGAAAUUUCACCUGGUGGAAAGAUACAAGAAAGCCUCUGAUUAGAUAAUGAAUGGACUUUGCAUUGUUUGUGCAAUGAUUGCCUGAAUUACUUUCAACUAAGAAACACUCAGCACUGACUUUUUAAAUAAAAGCCUUUAACCUGGUACGAUCAGUCAGAACGUAAGAGAUUUGUUAUUAAUUAAACUAUCUUCUGCUCUGAAAAAUGUGCAAUCAUGGUUAGAGGUUAACAGCACAAAGUGCUAUUUCAGAACCAUGGGAGUAAAAGAAAUGGUUCUUGAAAACUGUGGAAGAAAAGGAGUGGGGCAGAGAACUCACAUUGUUGUCAGUUUUCUCCACUGUCGACCAACAUUUACUCAUAGAAUCACAUCAUUGAGGCACAAAGCAACAUUAGCAUUCAUCUGCAAGUUACUACUUUUAAUAGCCUUUUAAAAUUACUUGAAGUACUCAUUUAAAAUAACUUCUGAUUUUGAGGAACUGCCUUUUCUUUUUACCUUGGA
Messenger RNA from Lagopus muta (rock ptarmigan), 11299 nucleotides. It is a transcript of the gene ELF5, whose product is annotated as E74 like ETS transcription factor 5. The transcript is spliced from 6 exons. Gene Ontology annotation, molecular function: DNA-binding transcription factor activity, RNA polymerase II-specific; sequence-specific DNA binding. Gene Ontology annotation, biological process: regulation of transcription by RNA polymerase II; cell differentiation. Lineage: Eukaryota; Metazoa; Chordata; Aves; Galliformes; Phasianidae. The record is from RefSeq and is a predicted model, not a curated record. The coding region runs from base 3535 to 4404 and encodes 289 amino acids. Gene Ontology annotation, cellular component: nucleus.